Penaeus indicus is the source of this 510-nucleotide messenger RNA. RefSeq names its product craniofacial development protein 2-like. NCBI's taxonomy places the organism in Eukaryota, Metazoa, Arthropoda, Malacostraca, Decapoda, Penaeidae. The record is from RefSeq and is a predicted model, not a curated record. Bases 1 to 510 code for a protein of 169 amino acids. The transcript has 2 exons.
AUGGCAGUACAACACAUCACAGAGAAUAGCAACAAUGACGUGAAUGGUAGCUUCCUAGAAGCGACCUCGUCCGGUAAGGUUCGUCACGAGCUGCAGGUGACACCAGACCGUCAUCAAGCUACUGCGCUGAAGAACAAACAUCUGCUUAAAAUUACUACCUGGAAUGCUAGAACAAUGUAUAAAGCUGGAAAGUUGGAAAACAUCAAGGAGGAAAUGAACAGAUUGCACAUCAAUAUCAUGGGCAUAUCUGAGAUGAGAUGGACAGGAGCUGGAGCUAUAUCAUCAGAAAACCAUAAGAUCAUAUACUCAGGAGGCGAACAGCACGGACGAGGAGUUGGCAUCAUCGCAGACUCGAAAACAUCUAAGGCUUUACUAGGAUACUGGGCCGUUUCUGACCGCAUUCUGUUGUUAGAUCAGGCAUACUCGCAGUGCAAAUCUCAGGAUAUCAUCUUUGUUAUGGGGGAUUUCAAUGCUAAAGUUGGCAACGAGAGGGUAGACAACCUAUGUUAA